Molecule: messenger RNA, 1889 nt
Organism: Dunckerocampus dactyliophorus (ringed pipefish)
Lineage: Eukaryota; Metazoa; Chordata; Actinopteri; Syngnathiformes; Syngnathidae
Product: glutathione S-transferase A-like
Exons: 6
Coding region: 117-791 (224 amino acids)
Biological process (GO): glutathione metabolic process
Molecular function (GO): glutathione transferase activity
Source: RefSeq, a predicted model, not a curated record
UAAUUACACGUCGAAGAAGAAUGUAAUCUUAUCAAUUACAUUUUGCAAGUGACUGCUAGCUACGUGUUCACUUACUGACUUACUGUCCACGUUGACCUGCAAAAAGCUAAUACGCCAUGGCCGAAAACAUGCAUCUGUUUUGGGGCUCCGGUUCCGCUCCGUGCUGGAGAGUAAUGAUCGCCCUGGAGGAGAAGAAGCUCCAAGGCUACAAGCAAACGCUGCUCUCCUUCGACAAGAAUGAGCACAAGUCACCAGCUGUUUUAGCUCUAAACCCCAGAGGACAACUUCCUACUUUCAAACACGGAGACAUCAUUGUGAAUGAAUCCUAUGCAGCCUGUUUUUACCUGGAGAGUCAGUUCAAGUGUCAGGGGAACAAGCUGAUCCCUGAGGGCCCCGCAGAACAAGCCCUCAUGUACCAGCGCAUGUUUGAGGGGAACACCUUCUGCGACAAACUCUAUGCAGUCAUCUACUACGAGUGGUUCGUGCCUGAAGGCGAGAGGCAUGACUCAGCCUUGAAGAGAAACUGCGAAGCCCUCACCACUGAGCUCCAGCUCUGGGAGGGUUACCUGCAGAAGGCGGGACCCCAUCUGGCUGGACCCUCCUUUUCAUUGGCUGAUGUGACUGUUUUCCCGAUUGUGGGAAAUCUUUUCAGAUUUGGGUUGUCUGCCGAGCGUUACCCCAAGUUGGCGGAAUAUUACGCUCUGCUGAAGGAUCGACCCAGCGUCCGAGCCAGCUGGCCUCCUCACUGGCUGGAGAACCCCAAAGGAGAAGACACACUCAGAGACAUCUGAGAUGAACAGCGUGUAGCCCGCGGGUGGGGGCCAUCAUGCACUAAUCGAACAAAUUAGGAGUGUAUGUGUGUUACAUGUUUUUGGUCUUUUUCUAGCAGUUCUCCUGGAGUUUGUUUGUGUUUAUAUUUGCAUUACAGGACUGAUUGACUGCUCUUGCAGGCUAAAUUUGGCCCAGGCGCCACAGGUUGCCCAUCUCCGAUCCUGAUGUGUUAAAAUGAAGGGAAAAGUUGAGAUCAGCUCUUUAGCACUUGAUCUAUUCAAAAUCUAGAUUCUAUCAUAUGGAAUAGCAUUAACUCUGCCUUAAUUUGCACUACCUGUAAAAAAUAAAUGCAUAUACGCUUACAAAACUAUUGUUCUCAUUGACAUUCACGCUUCAGCUGUGUCAGAACAGGUUUUUCCUUAAGCUGUGUCAUCGUGACGGUUUACAAACUAAAUGUGAUCGCAUGCAUUACACCACAUUUGAUGUCCAAUGCACACACGUUGCCUUUAAUUGUUGCCAAAGCAUUGAAAUUGACUCUUGCAUGCAUACACGCAUAAGAAUGGAACUGUACAAAGGGUAGCAGGGUGGCUCAUGCAACAUUAAUAAGUAACACUAUCUACCUUGCGUAAUAGAUACAAGCUCAAGCUAAUUUAUGAUGAUGUGUGGCAUACAAAAGAACUUUUGUAACUUUGUGCAAUUAAAGAAAUCGGUUAAUCCAGGUCACCUCGUGCAUUUAUCACAUGCAACGCAAUAAAAAGUGAACGAGCACACUUGAUUGCGUUGAGUAUUGUGCACGCCUUUGGUAUCUGCAGAGUUUGGUGAAAAAGUGCUUAGUCAUCGUGACGUUUCCUGAAAACACACGCAACGAACAUAAUUCCAACAAUAUUAUACGUAGUAGCUUCAUAAGUUAGCAUUGAAACUAAGCAAUCACAGCCAUAUGAAGUAGUUAGUGCAGAUAAUGCACGUAUUGCGUUUUUCUACCGUGGAAAUUAGCAAACAGAGGAAGAAAUCAAAGAGUAAGCAGACGACUCAAGAUGAUUCAAGCCUAAUUACAUGUAAUUCACGGUAACGCAUCUUGUUUAUAGCGUAUUUCGCGGUUUUAAAAUGACGCUUGAAUU